This is a messenger RNA of Hordeum vulgare subsp. vulgare (domesticated barley), 865 nucleotides long. Its product is annotated as actin-related protein 2/3 complex subunit 5A. The coding region runs from base 153 to 560 and encodes 135 amino acids. The transcript has 4 exons. Lineage: Eukaryota; Viridiplantae; Streptophyta; Magnoliopsida; Poales; Poaceae. Gene Ontology annotation, molecular function: actin filament binding. Gene Ontology annotation, biological process: regulation of actin filament polymerization; Arp2/3 complex-mediated actin nucleation. Gene Ontology annotation, cellular component: cytoplasm; Arp2/3 protein complex; actin cytoskeleton. The record is from RefSeq and is a predicted model, not a curated record.
UUUCCUCUUCGUCCUCCAUUCUUCAAUCAUCAUUCACGAGGCAGCCGUCGCACCUCCGGCAAGCAGGCGCGGCGGGGGCGGAGGUGCUGCUGGACGGCCGGGGCUCGUCUGGGUCGGAUCUGCGCCGUCGGAAGCGGGACGGCCUGGGCGAGAUGGCUUCGGCGGCGUACCUCGAGACGGACGAGAACCUGGAGGCCCUCAUCAGCCGCAUCGAGCAGAAGUCACGCAAGAUCGAGACCCUCCUCAAGCAGUCGAAGCCGGUGGAGGCCCUGAAGACGGCGCUGGAGGGGUCGCCCCUCAAGACCCGCGACGAGCGAUGCAAGUCGGCGAACUGGAUCGUGGUGCACCGCGCCAUGAUGGCGAUCAGGGACAUCGAUGGCAUGUUCAACUCACUGGAUACCGAGUACUAUGACAUCCUCAUGAAGUACCUGUACAGAGGUUUGUCCACCGGCGACCGGCCGACGUGUGACCAGUGCCUCAAAAUACAUGAGAAGCUGACGGAGAGAGCAGGCUUAGGAUGCAUACUGCGGUCACUCGCCGACACUGUCAACACCGUGUGAGCCUCCUUCGUUUUCAUUGAGGGUCUAUGCUGGAAGAUCUUGUCAGGUCGAAUUAGUUGCAUGGACUUUAUAAAUGCAGAAGGUGAUUGUUGACCUCUUCUCUUUGCUGUUUGACUGCUUCGUAGAUAGAUAAGAGCAUUGUUGUAUUGUGUCAUACUUAUUACUGCUCGUUUGCUUAGUUGCAUCCGUUUCAGAUCCUUUUUCUGGCUUGUAACUCCAUCAGCCCAACUCAAGGAUGAUUAAGUCAGUAGUCGCAAUGAGCGAGCGUGCAGACUAAUCAUUCAGUAUAUGUGUGUGGUACUACC